GUGAUGUCAGCGUGGGUAUUAAGUGCGACGCUGACAUGGUUGGAGACAAAGAGGCCGACGUGGAUUUCGACAUCAUCCCUAACGCCAACGACACAUUCACGGUUAAAUACGUCCCCCCUGCUGCUGGAAGAGUCACCGUCAAAGUCCUGUUCACUGACCACGAAGUUCCACAGAGUCCUUUCAGUGUAAAAGUUGCUCCAUCCCAUGAUGCAUCGAAGGUUAAAGCAGAAGGUCCUGGACUGGCUCGCACUGGUGUGGAGAGCGGAAAGCCGACUCAUUUCACGGUGAUAACUAAAGGAGCCGGCAAAGCAGCGCUCGACGUCUCCUUCUCCUCCGACGUUAAUGACUUUGACGUCAUCGACAACUACGACUACUCCCACACCGUCAAAUACACACCUGUGCACCAGGGGGAGACGUCGGUCAUGGUGAAGUUCGGAGGAGAUCCCGUCCCCAAGAGUCCGUUCACUGUCGCAGUCGCUGCACCUCUGGACCUCACCAAGGUCACCGUGGACAACCUGAGUGGACGAGUGGAGGUGGAUCAGGAGCAGCAGUUCAUGGUUGACACCAAGGGUGCAGGAGGUCAAGGUCACCUGGAGGUGGCGGUGUUGAGUCCUGAUCAGAGAGCUCUUCCCUGUAAGGCGGAGCCUCAGUCCACAGACGCACACGUCACAUUGGUUCGUUACACGCCGACAGAGGAGGGCGUCCACACCGUCCACGUGUCCUAUGAUGGACACGCCGUCCCUGGGAGUCCCUUCCCUGUGGAGGCUCAGCUUCCUCCAGAUCCAAGCAAGGUGAAGGCCUUCGGUCCUGGUCUGAGUGGAGGUUUGGUGGGGGACCCGGCAGAGUUCACUAUCGACACUAAGGGGGCGGGGACUGGAGGUCUGGGUCUGACGGUGGAAGGUCCGACCGAGGCCAAGAUCGAGUGUUCGGACAACGGCGACGGCACCUGCUCCGUGUCAUACCUGCCCACCGAGCCUGGAGAAUACCUUGUGAACAUCCUGUUUGAGGAGGUCCACGUCCCGGGCUCGCCCUUCAGAGCCGGCAUCCAGAUGCCCUUUGACCCCUCAAAGGUGGAGGCCUCGGGUUCGGGCCUGAAGAGAGCAAAGGUUGGGGAAACCAGUGUGGUGAAUGUGGACUGUUCUCGGGCCGGACCGGGUCAGCUGACCCUGGAGGCUGUGCCGGACUCGACCAGUCCCACCGGCACUACACCAGGCUCAGGUGUGAGAGCGGAGGUGGUGGACAACAAAGACGGGACCUACACCGCGACCUACGUCCCUCUGACCUCAGGCAUGUACACGCUGCUGCUCAAGUACGGCGGCAAACCUGUGCCCGGUUUCCCUGCCAAGGUGAUGGUGGAUCCUGCUGUGGACACGUCCACAGUCACAGUGUUUGGACCAGGAGUGGACGGACAAGCCGUUUACAGAGAAGCCACCACAGCGUUCACGGUCGACGCCCACGCUCUGACGCGGCGAGGGGGAGACCACGUGAAGACGGAGGUCAGGAAUCCGUCUGGAGCGCUGACGGACUGUCAGGUGACGGACAAAGGCGACGGGACCUACAGUGUGGAGUACACUCCUUUUGAGAACGGUACGUUCAAGUGCGGCUCUACUGAACAAAAGAAACCCGGUGUCAUG
This is a messenger RNA of Solea senegalensis (Senegalese sole), 1634 nucleotides long. Its product is annotated as filamin-B-like. NCBI's taxonomy places the organism in Eukaryota, Metazoa, Chordata, Actinopteri, Pleuronectiformes, Soleidae. The annotation marks the transcript as partial. Gene Ontology annotation, molecular function: actin filament binding. The transcript has 10 exons. The record is from RefSeq and is a predicted model, not a curated record. Gene Ontology annotation, biological process: actin cytoskeleton organization.